Molecule: messenger RNA, 2373 nt
Organism: Chiloscyllium plagiosum (whitespotted bambooshark)
Lineage: Eukaryota; Metazoa; Chordata; Chondrichthyes; Orectolobiformes; Hemiscylliidae
Source: RefSeq, a predicted model, not a curated record
AGUAAUGGUAAACAUAACAAAUAUUGUUAAUUGUUGCUAAAGCACUUCUAGUUCACUAACAGUCAUCAUGGAAGGAAACCUACUGUCCUCGCCUGGUCUGACUAAUAUAUGACUCCGUAUCCACAGCAAUGAUUUUAACUGCCACUCUGAAAUGGUUGAAUAAGUCACUCAUUUCAAGGACAGAGUGAUGGGCAAUAAUGGCAGUCUGCCAUUGAUGCCCACAUCUCCUGGAAGAAUAACGGAAAAUAAUGUAAUCAUGAUGAAACUUAUAGCUUCUUGCUAAUAUUUGUAAAAUGUCCAUUGACAUGAUAUCAUGAACAUUUCGAUUCACUUCCUCAACAGGAUCUGGAUAUCACUUAUUUUGGACAAUGGAAUGUCCUGGAUGGAAAUGCAGAUAAAAAAAUUGCAUAUAUUGUUAGCAUCAUCAUCAGCAUAUCUUACCCUGUAACACAGGGAGCUAAUAUAUUGGUUGUACCUGCUGAGGGAAGUCACUGGGUUAAUAUGAGAAUUCUAAUGGAGGAACUGAAACUUCAUGGGCACAACAAUACUGUGUUUUAUUUCUCAACAUUUCGGUAUGCUGAAGAGAUGCCUGACUUAUAUCAAUCGAUUGUCAUUCAGCUGCAAGGAGAUGUUGGGAAAACUACAAGUCAAGCGAUUUCGCAAGAUUUUAUACAAAAAUCUAUGAAUGUUUUACAGAAUGGUUCCAAACCGUUGAGUUUCAUCAAGCACCAAUAUAAACUAAUGACAACAGUCCACAUUGCUCAUACUUACCUUCAAAGUCUUAUCCAUGCUGUUUUUCAGAACAGGAGUUUGUUAAAUGAACUUGGAAAUGCGCACUUUGACAUGAUAAUUGCUGAUCCUGUUUUCCCUGUCGGUCCAAUGCUUGCUUAUUAUUUGAAGCUGCCUUUGGUGUAUAAUGUUGGUUGGCUCACUAGUGGAGAAGCUGAUUUUCUAUCUGCCCCAUCACCACUGUCCUAUGUCCCAGUCCUUGGUUCAAAAUUGGCAGAUAAAAUGAGUUUCCUCCAAAGAACUAAAAAUUUCAUAUUGUAUUUUCUUCAAACUUCUGUUACAGGUUUUAUUUUUCAUCCAAUGUACAAUGAACUCUGCCAUCACUAUCUGGGCCCAGACACAGACAUUGAGACUGUUCUCCUAAGGGCAGAUGUGUGGCUGAUGAGAGUAGACUUUACAUUUGAAUUCCCGAGACCCACCAUGCCCAAUAUUGUUUAUAUUGGAGGAUUCCAGUGUAAACCACCCAAACCUCUAGAGGCAGAGUUUGAAGAGUUUGUGCAGUCCUCAGGGGAACAUGGGGUUAUUGUCAUGUCAAUGGGGACUAUUGUCAAUUCUUUGCCAAUGCAUAUUACAAUGCAAAUAGCAGAGGCCUUUGCUCAAUUACCUCAGAAGGUUAUCUAGAGACACAAUGGAGAGACCCCUCCCAACACUGGAAAUAAUACACUACUGGCAAAAUGGAUCCCUCAGAGUGAUCUACUUGGACACCCUAAGACAAGAGCCUUCGUUGCCCAUGGUGGCACCAAUGGGCUUUAUGAAGCCAUCUAUAAUGGAAUGCCAGUAGUUGGCAUACCUUUAUUUUAUGACCAGUUUGAUAAUUUACUCAGACUUGAAGUCCGAGGUGCAGCAAAAGUGAUAAACAUUGCAACCAUGCAGUCAACAGAUCUAUUGCAGGCACUUAAUGAGGUUAUAUAUGACACAUCUUAUCGGGAGAACAUGCAGAAACUCUCUGCUCUCCACAGAGACCAACCCGAGUCUCCAAUGGAUAGAGCUAUUUUCUGGGUUGAGUAUGUUGCCCGACACAAAGGGGCACCACAUUUGCGCCCAGAAUCUUACCGACUCCCCUGGUACGUUUACUAUUGUGUAGAUGUGAUGAUCUUCCUGGUGUCUUUGUUCUUCAUGGGUACAGUGGUGACAGUCCUACUACUGAGAAACCUUUGUUACAUCUCUCGGAAGGAGAAGCAAAAAACCCAGUAAGAUUAAUGUGGUUGAAUUGAAAAAGAUGCUUCGAUAAUUUUCAAUUUAUCAAUGGUCAUUUCAUCCAGUAUCUAAUUCAUUCCAUCCAGUUGGCAUUAAUUUGAAUUAAUGCUUUGAGGAAAGUAUCACAGGAGUGACAUGCCAGUUAAUACUAGACCUCGUGAAUAGAUGCAGACAUGGACAUGGUGUACUUAAAUUUUAAAGAAACAGUGCUUUGUCCAAAACAAAUCAUCAUAUUAGUUCACGCGCGAUCAUGAAUUUAAAAUAAAGACACAUGACAACAAGUUAUAGUCAAACAGAUUUAUUUGAAAUCACAAACUUUCAGAGUUCUGCUGCUUCAUCAGAUGAAGGAGCAGCACUUUAUAAGCUUGUGAUUUUAAAUAAACCUGU